This is a messenger RNA of Spodoptera frugiperda (fall armyworm), 1169 nucleotides long. RefSeq lists its product as uncharacterized. Bases 94 to 909 code for a protein of 271 amino acids. Lineage: Eukaryota; Metazoa; Arthropoda; Insecta; Lepidoptera; Noctuidae. The transcript has 6 exons. The record is from RefSeq and is a predicted model, not a curated record.
UAAGUACGUGAGCCAUUGUUUCAGUAUGCAUGUCAGUCGUUUCUUGGAAUUUGGAAAGGGUAACAUUCUUUGAAGAGUUGUACCGUUAAUAAUAUGAAACCGUUCGUCUUAUUACUUUUGAUAAAUCUAAUCUCUUUUGAAAUCAAAGCAAAUGUAACAUCAUCAGAGGAAUUGCUAUAUAAAGAUGUUCACCUUGAUCAGCCUACUAAAUUAUUGUCAAGAAGGAAAAGGUUCCUGAUCUUUCCCGAUGGAAGCUCAUUUCAAAUAGUUUUCUGUACACAAAACCACGGAUACUUACAAUUGGGGAACAUCGUAUGGUUUGGUACCACAGCGGCUUUGGCCUGGGAACUGCCGACAGAUCCUGGGGCUUUUGACAUGUUUAAGGACCUUAAGGCCUAUCAGGGUCAAAGAAGAUACGAUAUCCUGUACUAUGUCGAUGAAGAUGGAAGGGUUGUUGAUAAGGUUGAGUAUAAAAGGAAAAUCUUAAUAAACCCAGCUCUAGCCAAAAGGAGCGUCGAUGCAGCCGAAAGAAAUAAGAGAAACAUCACAAAGUUCAAUAUAAAGGAAAUGCAUGACUUGCAGAAAAAUAAAAUGCUCUUCGAAAAUUUAGAUGCAACAAGAAUUGAGCACCAUAGGACCGAGAGACAGAAAAUUUAUGCAAAACUGGAAAAGUUUUUGCAAACGUUAGGAUGGGACGGCAAAGAGUGCAUCUUGAAAAUGUUGUGUGUGACAGGCAAGCGGAAAAGCAAACAAGCAUCGUUUGUAGGGGAGAUUCUACGGGCUGUGUUUACAUUACCAAAAGUCCUUGACACCAUGUCCGAAGUUCAUAAGCACUAUCAUUAUGCCCCAGGGUCUAAUGGAGACUGUUCAGAACUGUACCCUAAAUGUGAAGCCAUUUCCAUGGAGUAAUAAGGAGGAUACAGUAAAAAUGUUAUUGUUUAUUUUGUAUUAGCAAUAAAAUUAAUGGUUGUGUUGUUCAUUUUUCCUUUUAUUGGUUUAUGUAUUUUUGUGUCGAUUGAUUUAUAUGUAUGUAGGUACCGAUGUGUGUGCGACAUGUAAAAUAUGGACACUUUUCAGUUCUGUUAUAUAAACUACAUAAUAUUAAUGUUCGUACUGUUUGGUAAUUAUUUUGUAGUUAUAUUUUUGUAAUUAUAUUUUAUUUGUACCUA